Molecule: messenger RNA, 504 nt
Organism: Arctia plantaginis
Lineage: Eukaryota; Metazoa; Arthropoda; Insecta; Lepidoptera; Erebidae
Source: the annotation of a GenBank genome assembly
AUGUGCUGGAAAAGGGUAUCGAAAUCACAAAAAAUACUACUCGCCUUACUCCUCUACCUGACAUUGUAUUUAGUAGUAUCGUACGCCUUAACUCCGGCGGUAAAAAUCUCAUUUCUAAGUGAAGAGUUCCGCUUUGGAGACAAAUACGUGAUAAUGUUCCUCGAGGCGCCAAGAACACCUGUUUUUUUAGACACGGAAGGGGCUGAUGUAUUUAGUUCGCGACAGUGUGGAAAGUGUUUCAUAACAAAUAAUAUAGGUUUUCUGCCAAAAAGUGAGUACGAUGCUAUUCUGGUGUACGGGGAACAAACUCUUCUGUCUCAGACAGAAGCUUUCAUGGAUCCAGAGAAGAGAUACAUCAUCGAGACUAAACCACGUUGUCUUUGGAGGAAAUUUAAGGGCUGUGCACAUCAACCGAAAGUGACUUCUUAUAGUACUAGAGAGACGUUUGACUUGUGUGGACUGUGCCAGCGGUUACAGGCCAAAAGGGCCUUGUUGACUUUGUGA